This is a messenger RNA of Penicillium macrosclerotiorum, 372 nucleotides long. Its product is annotated as major facilitator superfamily domain-containing protein. The transcript has 2 exons. NCBI's taxonomy places the organism in Eukaryota, Fungi, Ascomycota, Eurotiomycetes, Eurotiales, Aspergillaceae. The record is from RefSeq and is a predicted model, not a curated record. The coding region runs from base 1 to 372 and encodes 123 amino acids.
AUGUCAUUUAUUCUCGCUCAGAUCUGGUCUGCAGCUCCUUACAACCUCAGUGCCGCAUAUAACGGCUUCUUCUAUGUUGGAGGACUUGUUGGAGGUAAGAUUUGCGAUAUGAUUUCCGACUCGCUCACGGAACGCAAUCGAGGAACUUUCGAACCCGAAUUUCGCAUACCUGUCCAAAUUAUUGGAUCUCUGUUCUGUGGACUUGGAUUCUUCAUAUUUAUGUGGGACAUGAACCAUCCAACUCCUCACGGAUAUUACUUGGGAUCCGUCUGUCAUGGAUUCACUGCUGCUGGGGUAACGUUGACAGCGACAUCUUCCUCUUUAUAUAUGAUGUGGGUUUGGUCUCAAGCUAAAACUAAGAAGAUGACGUAG